UUGCUUAUAUUUGUCAUAUCUUCCUUCUAGCAUCAAGAUUUGAUUAACAAGUAUGAAUUAAUACAUAAAGAAAUCAUUUUUAUGUAUAAAGAUUUGAUUUUGAGGUAGUUUGGACUUUAGCUGUUGACUAUUUGUUGUUUAAAUUGACUCUUGGAAAUAAGUUUGAUGAGCAAGUUUAAAUAAUGUGUGAAAAAUCAUUUGUAUGUGUAGAUAUUUGAUUUUGAGAUGUUUGGCUGCUGACCCCAUUUGCAGUUUGAAUUGAUUCUUGACCUUAAAUUUUGAUGAACUACUAUGAAUUAAUAUAGAAAAGAAUCAUUUUUAUGUGUAAAGAUUUGACUUUGAAGUUUUUGGUCCUUGACCCAUUUGCAGUUUGAAUUGGUUCUUGGAAUUAAUUCAUAAAUACAAGUAUGAACUGAUGUAUAGAGAAAUCAUUUUUAUGUGUAAAGAUUUGAUUUUGAGGUGUUUGGCUGUUGACCUUUGCAAUUUGAAUUGAUUCUGGCGUUAAAUUUGAUGAACACGUAUCGAUUGCUAUAUAUAAAGAAAUCGUUUUUAUGCGUAAAGAUUCGAUUUUUAGGUGUUUUAUAGUUGAACCAUCUUCAGUUUGAAUUGAUUCUUGGGUUUGAGAAUGGAGGAGGGUGUUCCGAGUCAAAGUGGGGAAGAACCCACAUCAUGGGAUGAGCUUUACAAUGUCAAUCUGAUGCCUUCAGAGAUUUUUGUCAAGUUCAGAAAAGAAAUAGAAGGUUAUCGAGUUGGUGUUAACUUGGAGUUUUACAACGCUCCAUACAAUGAGUAUCUGGCUAAGCUGGUUUUAAAGCCUUUAGCCCCUGAUCGGAGAUGGAAGUUCAUAUAUGAGCCGUUGCGUCAUGAAGUACGCCUUCUUUCCAAAAAGAUCCCAGUGACAAAAUUUCUGAAUCUUCAGGUUGGUGUAGGCCAUAGCUUUCAGUUGCAUGCAACUGGUUGGAAAUGGAAGCUCAAUACUUGUUUCGGUGGAGAUGGUCUCUCCAGCAUCCGGAAUAAAACAUCACUUGGAUUAUGUCCCGGUGUGGAUUUCCGUUUUGGAUGGAAAGCAGAUUAUGUACUUCCAGAAGUUACUGGGGCUUUAGGCACUGGUGAACCAUUGUUCAAUAUGAAUUCUGGACGAUUACAGGCGUCACUGGAUAGAGUGGAGGCCAUCUUUUCCCAAUAAGCACAUUCAGUACUUGGGAAAAGUAGAGAGCUCGUAAAAUGGAGAUAUGAUCGCAGUGGGUUGUAUUGCCAAGAUUGUACAUCAUAACGGGUGGUUUUUGAGAGAUAUGUAUUGUAAAAUGAUUGAAAGCUUGAUUUAUCUCGAGUUCUGUACUGUAAAUUAGUAUAUUCUACCUUUGCUUAAUUUUUUUGAUGUAAGCAUAGGUGGAUGCUAUCAUCAGGCUCUAUCUUGGAAACACAUUGAAUGUAAAAUAAAUGUUGAAGAAAUCUUAAUUAAAACAAUGGCAAUUCCUUAAAUUGUGGAUGAUUGUCAAUUCACGAGCA
Molecule: messenger RNA, 1509 nt
Organism: Lycium ferocissimum
Lineage: Eukaryota; Viridiplantae; Streptophyta; Magnoliopsida; Solanales; Solanaceae
Exons: 5
Coding region: 626-1186 (186 amino acids)
Source: RefSeq, a predicted model, not a curated record